GUUGUUUUUGCAUUUUUUGAUUUUCUCAGUCAGCAAAUGGCGUCGUAGAGUGAGGAUGCACGAGUUUUUUUUCAAUCUUGACUGAAUUUUGUCGUAAACUUGAAAACAUAAAAAUUUUUAGUGAAAAAAAUAUUAAUGGGUAUGUUUGAUAGUGUAAAAUUGUUUAGUGAAGUUUCAGAAAAGAGAGAUUCGGGUUGAAUCGAAAAAUCAUUAAAGGAGUAAAAUAAAAAUAUAAACAAUGAACGAAGAAGUCGAAGCUAAAGAAGAGAAAUUGAUUCCUAUGUGGCCCCCGAUGGAAAGUGGCACUAGUCCAGGGCCCCAAUCACACGUUAUUAUGCCUAUACCAACUACACCACAAGGGGCCCCACUAAACCAAGGUUUGGAGUAUGAACUUCCAUUUGAACUACAACAUCAAGGUUGGAAAAAGUUUUGGUCAAAAAGGGAGAACCGCCCAUACUUUUGGAAUAAAAUUACUGGAGAAAGUCUUUGGGAGAUGCCCGUUUUAAAACCACAGUUUGAUCCUAUCACAGAUCCUUUAGGAAUUUGCGCUCCACCACCUCCCCAUCCAACUCCUCUACCUUUAGUUCACAUGGCUCCACCUGCAGCAGUUCCAAUAGUGAAACGUAGAGCUUCAGAGGAGAUAGGACCACAAGCUAAAAAACUAGUUUUAGCUGGUCCUUGGGACUUGGAUGUACCAACAAAUGUAAUUAUAAUAGAACGUGCCCCUUGUUCAUACAUGCAUUCACAUCCAGAAAUAGAAGCUUACAGAUGUAGUUUAUUAUCUAAAUUACGCCAAAGCUAUCAAGAAGUGUGUCACUCUAGGGAAUCAAUUGAUGCUCCUAAGGAUUCUUUCAAUAGGUGGCUAAUGGAAAGAAAAGUUAUAGAUACUGGAUAUGAUCCAUUACUUCCCAGCAACUGUUAUCCGGAGAUCUCCCUUUCCAUGUAUAAAGAAAUUAUGAAUGAUAUACCUAUUAAAUUAGUAAGGCCAAAGUUCACAGGAGAUGCUCGAAAACAGUUAUCAAGGUAUGCAGAAGCUGCAAAGAAAAUUAUGGAAUCUCGAAACGCCGAAGCAGAAAGUCGAAAAGUUGUUAAGUGGAAUGUGGAUGAAACUUUUCAGUGGUUAAGGAAAACAGUUGGAGCAACUUAUGAUGACUUUCAAGACAGAUUGGCUCAUUUGAAACAACAAUGUCAGCCUCAUUUAACAGAGACAGUGAAAUCUUCUGUCGAAGGUAUCUGCUUGAAGAUGUACAAUUUAUCAGUCGAAUAUGCUAAGAAAAUCAGGGAGAAAUCCAAUGCAUUGUUAAAAGAGCAUGGGAUGGAAUUACCUCCACACAUGACGAUGCACACAACUCGAAAAGUUUGGUGUUACCCCGUGCAAUUUGCUAUUGGCUGCCCUAGACUGCCAGUUGUUGAUUAUUUACCAGAUAGAGACCAGGUGGUAUUGAGAUACCAAGGAGAUACUUUAGCCAUUAAUAGUAGCCAUUUAAAUAAAUUGGAACAUCUCUACAGGCACAGUUGUUUUGAUGACCGAAAGUUCGAUUUAUUUAUACCCAGAGUAUGGGUAGUAUUGAAAAGGUACGCAACUUUUCUUGGAGUAAAUCCUUCUCCCAAUACUGCCAAUUCUGAUGUACAAGAUGCGCAGCAAAGUUUACCUGUUACAGUUUUCGAAUGCCUGAAUAGGGCUUUUGGUGUAACGUUUGAAUGCUUUGCAUCACCUUUGAAUUGUUACUUCAAACAAUACUGUUCGGCGUUUGCAGACUGUGAUUCAUAUUUUGGAAGCAGGGGAUCUUUUCUAAAAUUAAAAGCAGUGUCAGGUUCAUUUGAAGCGAAUCCACCGUAUUGCGAGGAAUUGAUGGAGGCCUCAAUUGACCAUAUGGAAAGGUUACUUAGUGAUAGCUCUGAACCAUUGAGUUUUAUUGUGUUAAUGCCUGACUACAGAGAGCCUACGCCUGCAGCUCUAACUAGGCUCGAAACCAGUCAAUUUAAAAAGAGACAAGUCACUGUGCCCGCAUAUGAACAUGAAUUUAGACAUGGCUUUCAACAUGUGCUCAGCAAGUCUGAAUUAAACGUGCGUUCUGUCCAUGCAACUGUAAUAGUUUGGCUUCAAAAUCCCGCUGGCCACCAACGUUGGGAACCUUCAGAAGAUAGAGUACAAGCUCUUUUAGAGGCUUUCAGGCCUGGAAGGGAACGCGAACGUGAUAGACAAGAACUUUUGAGUCCUACACGACAGGGUAAUGCUUCGGAUAGUAAAGAUGUCGUGGUGCACUGAUAUUUUUUAUAUUUAUUGUAUUUUGGUGUUUUGUUACAAAGUAAAAGGAAAAGCUUCAUUGAGCUAAUGCGGAGUUUAGGAUAGGUUGUGCAAAUGAUGUGGAUAAAUGUAUAAUUUUUUAUGUAACUGUAUUGCAUAAAAAAAUAUACUCCUAUUGGGUGCAUUAGUUAUCGCUUUACAAAGGAAAAAUUACUGAAAUAUGUGCAAUUGGCUGUUGAGACACAAUAUACAAAAUUAUUUUUAAUUAUGGUUACAAAACGGUAUGUUGACAAAAAUAACUACUGUCCAAUUUGACCAAUGUAGAUAUACUUCCUUUAACUCAUACUUUCAUAUGUCAAGAACAGUCAGUAUAAUUAUUGUAUGAAUUUUUAAUGAUAAAUGACAAACUAUUAAAAACAUUACCAUCAUUGGUACCAGAAUCAGAUGCAGAGUUGAUCAAACAAAGAUGUAUUUUUAUAAACCAUCCCUGUUAUAUGUAGUUUAUUUAUAAAUGAAAGUUUUCUUUUCCAACUUGUUCACUAAUAAUAAUGUUAUUUUUGCAAAAACUUCAAUGUAAUAAGUAUAUUUAUUAGGUUUUUAGAUCUUUUAGUACAUAUACUUGACUCAUCCGUAAUACUAAUUUUGAGGCUAGAAAAAUCCUUUUGGAAAUAUGGUUAGACCAAAUUUCAAGAAAAAGUAUUCCAAAUAUUGCUUACCACAGAAUUUCAGUUUAAUCUUAUUAUUUGGAAUAUCUUCAACAAAUUCCUAAUCUGCGAUAUAAUUUGGAUUUAACCUUAUAUUUGGUAGAUCAUGUAUGCAUAAUAAAACUUUGACUCAUUGUCCGUUUAUCCAAGAUCUUUUUUCUAGAAUACAAUGUUUACUUUACCAUAAACGAUAGGGUAAUUUCAAUUAUACACAACUUUUAUAUAGUUGUUACCUUUCAGUAUACAAUAAACAUAUUGAAUAUAAUUUAUGUACAAAAUUCUGUCAAAAAGAUUUAAAUCGACAAUCCACUUACAAUGUUCAUAAUAUCUUCUUGGGAAACAAACACUAUAGCAAGCAAGGGUUGAUCUUACUAAAAGAUGUGGAAGUAGAUGUCACAUAAUAAUCAAUUACGAUUACUAAUGCUCUGAUUGAACCCUUUGAGUACUGAAUUAUUUGUAGAUUUUUACGCACAUAUAACGGAUUUAAUUGGUUGUUAUAUGGAUUAAUAUGUAAGAGUAAUACAUUUUAUUUGGAAUACACUUAUAUUGUUGAUGUAAAUAUAUUUUUGAAGAAUAUUUCAAUUACAAAAUGUAAAUAAAUAUAUAAAUGGAACAAAAUAGAAAUUGGCGCAAAUAAGGGUUUGCAGCGAAACAUAAUACCCUUCCCUAUGGACUCAAAAAGUUUCUAGUGCUCUGGAACUUUGUGUGGAAAAGAACUGAUGAGACCUCUUUUAAAAGCAAUAUAGGAAAAUUGGAUUUAACAGUAAAGGGGAUGUAAUAAACAGAUACAAAAGUGUAGAGAAAGUUUGAUAUCAAAAAUAAAUGUGAGUGGAUAGAAAAAUUGGCUAGUAUAUAUCUUUUAUAAAUUAUUAAGACAUAUUUACAUUAGAAACUAAUAAAAAAAGAAUCUGUAAAGGAUGAAAAUGUAUUGAUAAAUUUUGAUACCACCAAAAUUAUUGUUAGCUCUUUGUUAACAAUGAUUUUAGUUCUGCAGCUUUAUUUAGAUUAUUUUGUCACAUUUUUAAUGUGAAUUCGUGUGAAAAUUAUUUAGUACAAUGCAUCACUCAAUCUUUGAGUACCUGAAAGUUAUACAUUUUUUCUUAAUUUCAAACUAACCUUAGAAGAUAACGUAGGAAUUGAAUAUAAAUAAUAAUUUUUGGUAGGAAUCGGAAUUAAUUAGACUUUUUAACGUUUCAUAACAAAAUAAACUUUACGUAUAUGAAUUGUUAGGUAAUAAUGAUAGCUAAAACUAGGUUCAUUGUCUUAAAAGUAGGAAUAAUCAAUGCUUUGCUGUUAAAGCAUGUAUAAUGCUUCCAUUCCAUUAUCCCGAAUAUAUGAAGUUCGUUGAACCAAUUGUGUUGCUGUUUACAUAAGUCAAACAUCAUAAUAUAUGGGAGAUAGAUCAAAAAACCAUCUAUAUGAAAAAAAGUACAAACAGCAUUAACUAAAAAAUGACAAAAACUAUGUAUUUAAUUAUAAUAGUAGAAACAGAAUCGAAUACAAAAAAAAUAAGAUGUUAAUUGUAAAAAAUACUUGAGUAAAAUAUAUAAUUAUGUCUUUUAGAUUCUUCUUAGUAUAUGAUAACCUAAAUUAAACCUUAAAAAAUAUUUCAGUUUUCAAUAUUAAAUUAUAUUAAUGAAAUCCAAAAGGAUAUUUCUACAAAAAAACAUAUACUAAUUGAAUUAGACCUAAAAUUUACAAAAAUAUAUUUGUAAAUUGAAAUAUUGUAAAAACAAUUUUCCGUCAAUUUAAUCAACAAUUAAAUUCCGUCUAAGGGAUUACAAAAAUCUGAUCAACUAUGUAUUUAGCAUGAUGUGGAUUUGCUAACGAAUUGGAUAUUAAUGUUGGAACUGUACCAUUGCAAAAUAUCAUUUAAAAAUAUGUAGUUAACUAAAAAUGGAUUGAUUAUUAUUAAAAAAAAUCUUCAUCAAAAGUCAAGAUCAAAAGUCUUAAUGGGCCAGAAACCCCCCAACCCCACAAAAAUUUCCCAAAGGUACCAUAAGAGGAGGGGUUUCUGUUUUUCUGAAACUUUGUUCAAUGGUAGUUCAAAGGUAGCUGAUUGAAAGUUUCUAUGGACUCGAAACCUUAAUACCCCCAAACCCCAUAAAAACUACCCUUGAAGUGUCCGUAGGUACUCUGGUUGAAAGGGAAUUAGUUUUGGUCAAUUGUUCUGAAACAUGGCACAAUGAUAGAUGAAGAUGUAAUCCAGAUUUUUCUCACCUCACAUAGGAAAUCUUAGAGAACCUUUCAGUUGAUGUGUAUUAAUUAGGAUUAGCUUCAGCUACGCUCAAGAUAAUAAUGCAAGAGAUGAAGACAGUUAUCAAUAUGAUCAAAAACUAGUUGAACCAGGAUUGAUGCGAAUCAUACUCUAUUCAAGAUUUUAUAGGAGGACUAAAUAUCAGCUGUGGAUACCGUAUGCAGCAGAACCUGGAGAUGAAGAGGUAGAUGUCGAAGAUGAAAAAAUAUUUAGUUGUUACUACUGGGGCAAGAACUCUGAGGAUUGUGCUCACGUAACAACAACGUGACUUAUCAAACAACAGUCCUUCUUAAGUAAAUAGAAAACGCACGAAUGCUUGAGGAAGGUUAGCCUUUCCUUAAGUGGUUGGCACUAUUUGAUCUUUCUUCAAUUAACUGGACUGCUACACCUUGCCUUAAGUGGCAGAAAAUUUUCAACCUUACCUUAAAUGAUCGGGACUAUUUCAUCUUGCCUAAAUUGACUGAUAAAUGUUUAUGAAGUAACUUAUGCAAACCCGAAAACCACCCAACCCCACCAAAACGACUCCUAAAGAGUCCAGGGAGGUGUUUCGGUCAGUUUUUCUUAAACUUGACACAAUGAUAGUUCAAAGCAAACUGAUUAAAAAUCUCCAUGGGCUCGAAACCCCAACUUCAUCAAAACUACCCUUGAAGUGUCCGAUGCAAUUUAAUGAGCUUGUCUCAAACUAUCAUUGUGGCAAGUUUCUGAAAAACUGGCCACUCAUGGUACCCUUGAACUCUUCACGGGUAGUUUUGGAAAGUUGGUGGUUUUGGGGUUUUGUGUUUAUUGAAACUUUUAAUUAACUUGCUUUGAAUAAUUUUUGUGCUAAGUUUCAGAACAAUUAACCAAAAUCAAUUUCCUUUUGCCCAGGGAACCUUUUGACACUUCAGUGGUAGUUUUGACUGGGUUGUAUGGGCAAGGUCUUUUGGAUUUUUAUCAUCAUCUCUGCAAUUGACCAAUUUGUUUGGAUAUUUAUACUCUUAAAAUGUUUACUUGUCACAAAGAAAACUGAAAGUAAUAAUAAUCACUUAGGUGCAA
Messenger RNA from Diorhabda carinulata, 6244 nucleotides. It is a transcript of the gene Pcif1, whose product is annotated as mRNA (2'-O-methyladenosine-N(6)-)-methyltransferase. Gene Ontology annotation, cellular component: nucleus. Gene Ontology annotation, molecular function: RNA polymerase II C-terminal domain binding; mRNA (2'-O-methyladenosine-N6-)-methyltransferase activity. The record is from RefSeq and is a predicted model, not a curated record. The transcript is spliced from 9 exons. Bases 239 to 2269 code for a protein of 676 amino acids. Lineage: Eukaryota; Metazoa; Arthropoda; Insecta; Coleoptera; Chrysomelidae.